AUGGACAAUCGUCGAAAAGUGUCGACCCACGCGGCUGCUGCUGCCGCUGCUUCUGGAAACAACUGGACCACGUACCCGAAUUCCUCGCGACACGUUCACGCGAACGGUUUUCGAGAGGAGUGCGCCAACGAGCGCCGCGAAGUCAGACUUCCAGGAGGGAGAUCUUCCGAGGAAAGUGUCGUCGAGAUUGAUGAAACGGACGUUAAUAAGAAUAACGUACGAUUGAACAGCAUUCGCAGUUAUCCAGAUGAGUCGGUCUACGUAAAAGUCGUCCCGAAGCACAAUAACGCAGCUCUUCGCGAGAAGUAUCAACGAUUCAACGGUCAUCCGAGCUACAACGUUCCAGAGGCAGUAACGGCGAUGCGAAGAUUGGAAAAACUGAAAGAGCUGCAAAUGAAACGGGACAUGACCGAAAGAUACUACACUCAAGAGAUCAAACGAUUGAUCGGUGAAUAUUAUUUCGGCCCGAAAGUUGCUUCGCCCUCGUUCAGGCCCAAUGGAAGACUGCAAACUUCCAGUUUCCAACCGGAGGAUCGAGUAAAAAAGAAUCUAGAACCGUGCGGCACAAUGACGACAAUCACACGUCUGGAUUGUGGGUGUAUUCAAGAGACGACGAGGCCAAUUUUCACGACGGCAAAGGGCCGCGUUCAAAGGAGGAAUUGCAGCCAAUCUCAGGACGAGAUUUUUCUGAAGUUGGCUUCGACGAUUCCCCAGGAACACUUGCUUUCGUCGUUAGAGCAGCGCAAGGAUAAGUACCGCGCGAAGAUGAAGAAACGGCUCUCCUUGGAUCCGCGGAUGUGCCCGAAAAUCCCGCCCGCCGGUGAUCAAGGGUUCGAGACGGAGAACGAGAAGAGAAACGACACGGAGGAACGGGAAAUUUCCGAGCCUAUCUCGAGACCAACCUCUCCCUGUCGAAAAUUCAGCGAUACCUCGGCAACUUCCGUUUAA
Habropoda laboriosa is the source of this 948-nucleotide messenger RNA. RefSeq lists its product as uncharacterized. NCBI's taxonomy places the organism in Eukaryota, Metazoa, Arthropoda, Insecta, Hymenoptera, Apidae. The record is from RefSeq and is a predicted model, not a curated record. Bases 1 to 948 code for a protein of 315 amino acids. The transcript is spliced from 3 exons.